GUAUUUGCGUUUUAUACUGUAUUGAGUACUCGUAGAUUGUUUCGUGGUGGUUCGUUUUCUGUAAUUUUUUCACGUUUGAUUCUCUAUCGUAUAUGGAUUGAAGAAACUCGAGGACCUAUCUCAUGAGUUCAUAGAUACAAUAUGGUUUCGCUUCGUAAAGGCAGAAGAAAUUUCACGCCGGUUUUUGAAUUUUGUUCUGCUGUGUUUAUUUUGUUCGAUUUUUGUCUCAGUGUUAGCGAGAGCUCUUGAGUAGAUUACCUUUAAUUUGUGAGAUCACAUUGAGAUAAUCUCGGAGAACGUAUUUUAUUGAAGUUGUUUGUUUGUUUGCAAUCCAGUCUUUUUUCUUGUUCUCUUGGGGCUGUUCUUUUGCUGCUUGUAUCUGAGGUUUCUGGAGUUUUUUAAUAUUUAAGUCUAGAGUGGAGCUACUUUUUAAGUCUGUUAAUGUGGGGACGUGUAGUUGUUUCGAUUCUUCCUUUGGGUUCAAAAUAUGGAUCUGGAUAUGAUUGCGGUGAACUGAGUUUGGAGUACUGUUGCGUAUCUCUUCCUUUGCUUUUAAGGGAUUUUUCUUUUAAAAAUGUAUGUAGAGAUCUUUGUAUCGUGUUCCUUGAUUAAUUUGGAUUAUUUGAAACGCUGCUUUUAUCUCUAAAUUUUGUGUUUUCCCACUUGACUGAACAUGAUUUGUUAUGGUAGGUGUUGACGAAAAAAUUUCUGUGUUCUUCUGAAAUAGCAACUUCAGAAUUCGAUCUGGUUUUUCUUUUGCAUUGGUUUUUGCACUUGGAAUUUGUUUCUUGGAAAUCCUAUUUCUUUGGUUAAUUACUUGGGUGGAUCUAAUUGGUUGCUAAUGAACGUAUGUCUUAUUUGGAUACUCGUUCAUGCUUGAUAAAAUCUUGCAAGGUUAAUGUUUCUUGAUAUGCUAAUUAUAGAAUCAGUAAAGAUAAAAAGAUAUGGUCAAGCGGUUUGCAUGUUGUGAAUGGCUUUUGCAGAUGGACGUUGUUCAAAUAAAAAACCAAGGUACUUGCGGCAAGGAUAUGUCAGAUGAGCAGUCUGUUUCUCCAGAAAUUUCAAGUACAUGGGAUGACUUUGGAGAACCCGAGGCUCUUCCUCGAAUUGGGGACGAAUACCAGGCAAUAAUCCCCCCUCUUGUGGUCAAAUCAGAUGAUUUUGGGCUCUUGAAAAUUCAAGCUGGUGGUCUGCAUGAUAUUUACGUUGGAUUUCCUGCACCAUUAGCAUAUGUUUAUGACGUUGAGAUUUUGAAACAGAAGCAACAUAAUGGCAGUGAUAAUUUUGUUAUGGCAUCAAACCAAAGUAAACAUCCGACUGUGACUGAGAAACAGGAUGUUUCAGAAACUCAAGAAGUUAAAUCUUGUGAUGACAUGACAAAUAAGGAUUCGAAACGUGCAACGACUUCAUGCAAUUCAACAAGUUUUCGGCUUCAACAAGAAAUGAAGAUGGAAAUGAAAGAAAGCAAUGUUGGUAAUGGUCAAUGGUUGAUUCCUGAUUCCUCUUAUGAUUCCUGGAGCGACGUAGAAAUGGCGAGUCUUCUCCUUGGACUAUACAUUUUUGGUAAGAACCUCAUUCAAGUGAAGAAAUUUCUUGGAACUAAACAGAUGGGUGAUAUUCUUUCAUUCUAUUAUGGGAAAUUUUAUGGAUCCGAGAAAUACCGUAGAUGGACGGUAUGUCGUAAAGCAAGAGGCAAGAAAUGUAUAUGUGGACAGAAGUUAUUUAGUGGCUGGAGGCAGCAGGAAUUGUCAUCUCGUUUGUUGUCCUCAUUGUCAGAGGAAAAGCAAAAUAUCCUAGUGGAGGUUUGUAGGGGAUUUAUUGAGGGUAAAGUACGGCUGGAGGAAUAUGUAUUCUCUUUGAAAGCUACAGUUGGGUUGAAUGCCUUUGUAGAGGCUGUUGGAAUUGGUAAAGGAAAACAAGAUCUUACCAGCACUGCCAUGGAUCCAGUUAAGUCUAAUCAUGCUCAUCCAGCCCGGCCAGAAAUACCAAUUGGCAAAGCAUGUUCCACACUUACACCUGUUGAAAUUGUCAAAUUUCUCACAGGAGAUUUCAGGUUGAGCAAAGCCCGAUCAAGUGACCUCUUUUGGGAGGCUGUUUGGCCUCGCUUGUUAGCAAAAGGCUGGCAUUCUGAGCAGGCUAACAAUUACGGUACUGUCGGUUUAAAGCACGGUUUGGUGUUUCUGAUCCCUGGUGUGAAAAAAUUUUGCAGACGAAAACAAGUUAAGGGAGAACAUUACUAUGACGCCAUUAGUGACGUCCUGAGUAAGGUUGCUUCCGACCCUGCGCUUCUCGACCUCGACAUUGUCGACAAAAACUGCAGUGAUAAGGAAGAGAGCGAGUCGUCUGGUCAGCAGCGUUAUUGUUAUCUUAAGCCACGAACGCCCGUUCAUAGUACAAAUACAAUGAAAUUUAUGGUUGUUGAUACAAGUUUGGCUGAUGGAAGCACAUUCAAAGUUCGAGAACUACGAAGUUUGCCAAUUGAAAUCAUAAAUACCUAUGUUUCCAAGAGUCAGUUUGAAGAUGAUGAACAAAUUUCUUCAGAGAUUUCAAUGGAUGAUACUCAUUCUGAUAACACUAUGCAUUUUAAUAAGGAAGUAAGCGACAUUUCCAAAGGCACAAGAAUCAGCUUGGAUGAAAAAGUUCAUAUUGAUGAGGAAACUUGUGUAGGUAAUUCUUCAAACAAGGUGUCUUCAAAUGAUAGCCAACAAAGAGAGGCUGUUCUGCACCAAAUGAGUCAGGGAAAGCCAAAUUCCGCAAGUUGGGAACUAAACACUUGCGGUCAACAAGUAAGCUGCAAUCUAAUUAAAAUAUUCACAGAUUCUGAGCUAAAAGAGGAACACAGUUCAUCUGAUCAUUAUGAUUUAAGCCGCAAUAUUCUCCUUCAAGUUGAUAAUCUGCCCCUGUCUUCUUUAUCCAAGAGAAGUACAGUUAUUAGUUAUGUGGAUGAUCCUACUGUUGUUGAAGCACCACGAAGUAGACAUGUACCUCGUACUUUGAUUGAUCUUAAUUUGCCUAUUCCUCAAGAUUCCGACAGCCAUGGAAGCUCCACCAUGGAAGUAAAAGGACAGAAAACUAGACCAAAUAAGUGUUCGGAGAGCCUCGAUGUUUCAGAACGUGACUCGUCCAUGAUUUCUCGAAGACAAAGUAAUCGAAACCGACCUCCAACCACUAGAGCUUUGGAAGCUCAUGCUUUAGGACUAUUGGAUGUAAAACAGAAGCGAAAGAGUAAGGAUGUCUUUCUAGAGGAGAAUUAUAUGUUGGGGACUUCUUCCCAGCACGCUCAUGCAGCAAAGGUGAGACACCUAGAUAAGUUUGGAAAUGGCAUUGUGGAUUUCAAAUUAGAGGACAGGGAAAGUAGUGUUUGCAAUGACAAUACUAACAUGUUCCAUAAGCUGGAAGUUUAAUCUGACAGAGAAGUAUCCAUAUAGGCUUACUUUCUCACGAGAUCGAAUGAUACUUCGUAACCAUAUUCGAUUCAUUUCAAACUAAUCUAUUGAAGCCUCGUGGUGAGCCGAGUCACCUUGCAACUCCCAUGGCCGUCGUCUGCUCGUCCUGUGGAAAUUCAGAUACUAAGCCUCUCUACCAUAUGAACUUGAAUUAGUUGCAUCUCAUCAGUUCGAAUCUUGGUCGAUGUGUCUCUUCGAUUGCUCCAUUCUCAAACUCCCUUAUGUUUUGCACCUGUAUAGUGUCCAGUGGUGAAAGUAGAACUUGUCUCAUGAGUAAUGGCUUCAUCUUCCCACCCUCAGAAAUAAAGCUGACCCUUGUUCUAGCUCGUCAAUCCGUCUACGACGAAUGUAAAUACAAAAGAAAACGUCGGUCGGGUAGGGACAAAGAUCUCAGAAUCAACAGCAGAAGGUUGCUGUAUCUGUUCCUGUUCAGAGCAUACAGAUACCAGAAGCUAAAUUGCCAAUACUGCAGGUACCAAAUUCUUAUCCUUUUACCUUUGGAUUGCAAGAUGGAUAACGUUAUAUUUUAUUUGUGUUUGAAAAAACAAAAGAUUUAGACAAAGAAACAACCAUAAAUGUGGAUUAACUUAGACGCAACUACUAAUGUUAAACCGUUGGAUUUUGUUUGAUUUU
Molecule: messenger RNA, 4079 nt
Organism: Cucurbita pepo subsp. pepo (vegetable marrow)
Lineage: Eukaryota; Viridiplantae; Streptophyta; Magnoliopsida; Cucurbitales; Cucurbitaceae
Cellular component (GO): nucleus
Molecular function (GO): transcription corepressor activity
Source: RefSeq, a predicted model, not a curated record